AUGAGUCCCUUUGAGUCACUCCCACGAGACUUGCUCCGAAUCAUCGUUGACAGCGUGCUCGACGACAUCCCUACCCCUGAGGACCCCGUUGUUGGGUACAAUCUGCCGCUGGACAAGACACCAUGGCUGCUGGUUCGCACCACUCUGCGAAACCUCUGCCUGACCUCAAAGACAUUCUGCGAGUACGCCCGGAAGGCAUUGUAUCGGCAUGCUACAGUAACCGACGGCCAUAGCAUGGCCCUCUUUCUCGACACACUCAUCAAAAAUCCGUUACUUGGUCCGUCGGCUAGGACAUUUGCGUGCCUCGUCGGAGCGGAUGCCACGUGCACAACCGACUUCCCUCUGAGGACAACCGUGGCCGGCUUUCUCGACUUCAGCCACUACCUGCCUCUCAAAGCACUCGCCGAUGUCGUCGACUCCCGAUAUGUGAUAGAAGAGAAGCGCAAGCCCUAUCGUCUCUUCAUGGACACCCUCAUUGCCCUACUCUGGCUCAUGCCCAAUGUCGAUCGCACCUGCUUACCACUCCCAGUGGAGGGGGGCUUCGGCCAGUCUCGCGCCACAGCAGUCUUUCGGUCACUAGGUUAUGGUGACCGGCCCGCUCCACCACUCCAGAAUCUCACCUACGUCCAGAUUUGGCCGCAUGGGCUUCCGCCCGAAGACUAUUUGGACUUGGCCCUGUACGGUCCAGUUUUUGGCGCGCUGCCCAAACUGGAGAGGCUGGAGCUGACGGGCGAUGACGGUGAUUUUGAGGCAUUCUCAGAUGCAAGAUCCGAAAGCCAAUACGCGGGACCAAUCCGGCACCUCGUUUUGCAGCAAAGCUCCUGCACGCCGUGCGAUGUCACCGACAUCUGCAACCGGUUGGGCCAGUUGUGCACUCUUUCGGUCACGACAAACGCGGAAAACGCCACAUAUUCGUUGUAUCCGGAGCUGGAUCUUUGUUACAUGAAUUGCGGUUCGGGUGGCCCACGAUCACCCAGCAACUGCCUCAACGAUGGUCUCCCUCUCAUCAAGGACACAUUGACCAGCCUACAUCUCCAACUUGAUUACAACACGAACGUCGGCCCUUUAUUCGGGCCAGCUGGAAAGCUCACCAGCCUGCCCACACUGUCAAGACUUCGGAUGCUCUCCAUAGGUGUACUCCAACUCUAUACCUUGUCAGAGAUCAUGACUAACGAUCCCCAUCGGAGCAAACUUGUCGACCUUCUCCCGGCAUCCAUCUCAGAAUUCAGGCUUCACAUUGACGCCAAACAACAGAGAGUCAAUAAUAAAACCUGGUGCUGUGUUCUGCUGCAGAUACUGGAGAAAUUUGCGGAGAACGUGAGAGUCAGGUUGCCGCAUCUCGCUACGGUUAUACUAGUAUUCUACGACCCAUCCUAUAGGGCGUAUGACAGCGAGUUCGCCACCCUGGCUGCAGAUUUCGCCCAACAAGGCGUUCUGCUUAGUUACCGGGAGUCCGACCUGUAA
Molecule: messenger RNA, 1464 nt
Organism: Purpureocillium takamizusanense
Lineage: Eukaryota; Fungi; Ascomycota; Sordariomycetes; Hypocreales; Ophiocordycipitaceae
Exons: 1
Coding region: 1-1464 (487 amino acids)
Source: RefSeq, a predicted model, not a curated record